GAAAUAGGACCAAUAAAACGCAACGAUAGGCAACCUCAAUGGCGCCCCCCCCUCCACAGUCGCGCCGGUAGCGCUCCAGUCAUCAAUCGUCGUUCAAAUAGUCCGAUACAAUUUGCGGCGUGUGCAACACCUACUCGAACUUACCGCGCCUAUGAGCGCCGACCAACACCUAGAGCAUGCACGUGCACACCUCAUUGAUGCCACCAAACAUGGGAAUCAUCGGUCGGUGGAGCUAGCCAUCCUGGAUCUGAAUCGCGCUAUCUUCCUGCGACCACGUGACCCAAAGGCAUACGCCAUUCGAGGUGACUCUUUCUCAAGACUCUAUGAUUUGCACUCGGCAAUUAUUGACUUACGGUAUGUAGUUGUGCAGGGCCAGGGAGUCCAUGCUGCCGUGCGUCACCGUCUAGCGACGAUCUUAGACCUUCGUGGCUUCUGCUGGUUGCGCGCAGGAGACGCACGAGCUGCACUGGAGUGCUUCAAGGAAGCUAGUCAACUAGACCCGUUAUCUUCCCGUUUUUUUGCACACUGUGCAAUUGCCCAUACUAAACUUAAAGAGUUCGACGCAGCACUGAGACACAUCAGUCGAGCAAUUGAUUUGGAUACUAACCUUGUGUCUGGGAAUAGUCCAGAUCCAUCGUAUGCCGAGCAAUUUGUGUUGCGAGCAAAGCUUUAUUGGGCACUAGGACUGAUAGACGUCGGCAUCAAGGACAUGUCAAUGGCCAUGUCACUUGCCCCAGACCAUAUUGAGGUACGGCGUUUCAACGACAUGAUGCAACGCAAGUCAGCGGAGCUCUAUCGUACAGCCUUAAACCAUAUGAUGCAUCACGACUUCUCCUCUGCAAUUAAGCUGCUCACCGCAGCUCUCCGUAUUGCUCCGCGCGAUAUAAAACUGCUAGUGACACGCGCCUCGGCACAUCGCCAAGCAGGAGCCUGUGAUAUAGCUCUAGUUGAUCUGAGUCAAGCAUCGACUGCAUUCUGUCAUUCAAUGCGCCCUAGUUCUAGAACCGUGGAGGAGCAAGCUAACAGUUCAUCCCUGCAAGACCAUGAGCCGUUUCAGCUUGUACGCCAACGGAUUUUGGCUUAUAAUAAUUUGGCACUGGAGGCAAUGCAUGACCAUCGACCUGCCGACGCGCUUCUUCUCUUUAAUCGGGUAAUUAAGGCAGAGGUCAGUCUGACGAGGCGGACGGGCUCGACGCAUUGCACUGAUCAUCGAUUCUACGUAAAUCGUGGUGAUUGUUUUAUGGCCUUAGGGCAGACUACCCUGGCAGUUGCGGACUUCAACGUUGCCUUUGCUGUGGCGCCCCACGACUGGGCCGUCACAUCGCGCCUCUCUAUGAUGCAUUACAAUAUCGGCGCAUCACUUUUUAACGAGGGCAAUUUUGCUGGUGCUGAGGUGGAGCUCUCAGCAGCGAUCAAGCGCAAUCCAAAAGUCGCUCAGUACUUUGCUUGUCGCGGCCAAGCUUCCUAUUAUCAGCACAAGUUUGAUGCUGCACGUCUUGAUUUUCAAUCGGCUCUGCACUUGGAUCCCUCGCUCCAUGAAAUCCGAGUCCAUCUGCAGCAAUUCACUUCGGCUCAGAGGAUUUCAUCUGCGCGAGAUCUACUUGAUGCGCAAAUCCCAGAGAUUCCACCCAACAAGAAUAGGCAUCGUGAGUCAACAAGAUUUCCUCCGUUGGAGACCCCAAGCAGGAUUUCACUUGCCAUGGAGCAGCAAAAAAAGGCAAAGGCGGUAGUAACAGCGCUUCGCGUGCCUCCUUGCAUUGAGAAAGACACACGGCUGUGGAACAUGGCACUAUCCCCAUGUAUCUGGGCAUUUCCUGUAGUCCCACCUCAAGAUGGGGCCUCACUUCCUUUUCGCCUCUCUUGUAAAGAUUUUCAUCGUGUUCAUCCCGCUCUCCAAUCACCUGAUUGCGGAUGUUCUUCAGUGCAGUUGGUGCUGUAUUUCCUAAGAAUUUUAUUUGUUCGACCGCCUUCUGUGCUGUAUUCAGGGUUCCCUCUAACAAGCUGGCAGCUCACCGUCGAUUCAAAAGGCGCCAUGUCGCUCGAGGAUGAAAUUUUGAAGACGCAGCAGAUGUUGCAGCCUCUUAUUGACAGACCGCAAUUAAAAGAGAAGGUGUCCGCGGUGACAAAGAAGACUGGAUUUGCUGAGGAUCUCUACGAAGGUGAAGAACUAGAAUCUGGAUCGAUCAAAGACAAGGACGCAAAACUAAGCUACCUGAAGAAAAUAGUAGACUGCGUUAGCAUCUGCUUCGGGGAGGAGCUUGACGUUCGCGGAGCUAAGGUUGUUGCGGGGCUUGAACCAGAGAAAACGAAUCAGUUCUUACAAAAGUUAGCACAGUGCGCGUCUAGCUCUUCUCUUGACUUUCGCGAAGCCACACGACUGACAUUGCGAGGGACUUCGGCAACUCCCUCUGGAAUUCCUCGCCUGUGUAACGAAACCAAGCUGGAUUCGAAGCAAGCAGAUGCACUUGUUGAGCUCAAGGAUGAGCGAUCGACAAAUGAUGUACCACCAGCAUCACGUGCCGGGGCGAGAGGAGGCGCCGAUUCGAAGGGCGUAGAACCUCCCUCACGCCAGGGAGGGAUGGGCAUGGGGCCAUCUGGACUUGAUGAACAAAUCGAAGCGUGCGACGGGACACCUGCUACGACCCGAGCACUACUCGAACCCAUCAUCAGCCGUCCAAAAUUGCUAGAUAAACUCUUAAGCAAGCCUCCCUUUCGAUUUCUUCAUGAUGUUAUUUCAGAGGUAAUACGACGCACUGCGUUUGGUUCUGGGCUCUACAAUGAUGUCGAAUCAGAUAGCUCGAAGGUCACAGACAAAGCGGCAAAAAUCGAAUACCUGGCAAAAAUGGUCAAACUUGUGGGGAUGCAAUUAAAUACUAUAGUAGAAGCGCGGCCUGCGAAAAUAGUCAGCGGACUUGAACCUAACAACACAAAUCGCCUCUUGCAACUGCUCGCGAUUGCGGCAAGUUCAGCACCUAAUAGUGAGCGUGCUGUCCAGGCCGUCUUGGCGUCGGAGGAGUGCGGUGGAGGUAGUUCUGCGGUACAGAUAAAAAAUGAGUAUAAGGAUGAUGAAUCGCCUAAACAAGAGCAAAUGACCUUUACCGCCGAUCAUCGUGAACGUGACCCUGAGCCCUCAUUUGCUUCUGCUGCGCGCGAGGAGGAGAUCAACAUGGGCGGCGUCCAAACAAAAGAAGUUGCUUACGCUCAUACCAAGGAUGAAGACCCCAUCACCCAACUUGCCAGCGAGGGUGAUCUUGGUAUUGCCCAGCCUAAACGUUCAACACGCCCCACGACUGCACGACGUCGGCCCCCAAAGUACAAGGAAAAGGGACUAGAGGUGGAGAUGAACGAUGCCAAAAAUAGUAAUGAUGUACUGGACACCAAGACCACAAUUAUGAUUGAUGGCGACAAUGAUGAUGAUGAAGAUCCUGGUGCUGAUGAGAGUUUACACGGCAAUAAAGCAGACGCAAGAUAUGGGCUUCUGACAGAUGAUGCUCUUGCAGCAAGUGGUAAAUCUAAGCUUGUCCGUGAGAUCCAGGAAGAAGAACGUGCCGCCGCAAAGAAAGUUGAUGAGGAGAAGGAUGACGGUUCCGGUGGCAUCCGUUUUGGUCGAAUUGAUCGAGCUGUAGCAGGGAGUAAAGAUAAACUGAGCGAGGCAGACCUGCAAGAACUUCAGUACACUAUCCAAGUGCUCUGCCAAUCAACUAAUCCUCUUGGGAAAUGUAUGGACUACGUCCAUGAAGACCUUGCAACAAUGAACAAGGAGCUGGACAAAUGGGAACAGGAUUUCAAGAGCCACGCUGUUCAGCUUGAACACGAAAUGAAAAUAACCGAUGACACAACGCAGCCCCUCAAGCUCAAACUGAAAGAGCUCAAAGAAAAAAUCUUUGACGAACAGAAAAGCACACGUUCUGUCAAGGCUCGUAUCCUUAAGCAAGAGGAACGCAUUGGAGAUCUUCUUCGCAUGGUCUGCGCUUGCGCAUUUCGAGGGUAA
Aureococcus anophagefferens is the source of this 3991-nucleotide messenger RNA. RefSeq lists its product as hypothetical. The transcript has 12 exons. The record is from RefSeq and is a predicted model, not a curated record. Gene Ontology annotation, molecular function: microtubule binding. The coding region runs from base 152 to 3991 and encodes 1279 amino acids. Gene Ontology annotation, cellular component: centrosome; axoneme; intraciliary transport particle B. NCBI's taxonomy places the organism in Eukaryota, Pelagophyceae, Pelagomonadales, Pelagomonadaceae. Gene Ontology annotation, biological process: intraciliary transport; cilium assembly; regulation of microtubule cytoskeleton organization.